Mobula hypostoma (lesser devil ray) is the source of this 3214-nucleotide messenger RNA. Its product is annotated as tubulin alpha-4A chain-like. Gene Ontology annotation, cellular component: cytoplasm; microtubule. Gene Ontology annotation, biological process: microtubule cytoskeleton organization; mitotic cell cycle. The coding region runs from base 367 to 1716 and encodes 449 amino acids. The transcript has 6 exons. The record is from RefSeq and is a predicted model, not a curated record. Gene Ontology annotation, molecular function: GTP binding; structural constituent of cytoskeleton. NCBI's taxonomy places the organism in Eukaryota, Metazoa, Chordata, Chondrichthyes, Myliobatiformes, Myliobatidae.
CAAGAUCAUAAGAAGGUAGAUUGUGAUGCCAGAGUCCAUCAUACCAGACAAGAAGCCCGUGAGGGUGUCUGUUAACGGCGGGGUAGAAGCUGUCCUUGGACCUGAUGAUUAUGUAUUGCAUUGAACUGCUGCUGCUAAGUUAACAAAUUUCAUGUCACAUGCCAGUGAUAAUAAACCUGAUUCUGAUUCUGAUUCUGACGUAAGCAUCUUUGCAGUUCAGAUGUUCCAGGGCUGAGUGAAGAGCCAAUGAAAUAGCAUCUGCUGUGAACCUGUUGCGAUGAGUUGGUUGACCCUCGCACAGCCUCCCAUCCUACUCCGAGCAGUUUAGGAAGAGGUGAGGAGACACAGAGAGGAAGGACAUUUAAAAUGCGUGAAUGUAUCUCCAUCCACAUUGGCCAGGCUGGUGUCCAGAUGGGCAAUGCCUGCUGGGAGCUGUACUGCUUGGAGCACGGUAUCCAGCCAGAUGGCCGUAGACCGGACGGCAGAAGCAAUGCAGAGGCUGACGACUCAUUCGACACCUUCUUCUGCGAGAUGGGGUCCGGGAAACACGUGCCCAGAGCUAUCUUUCUGGAUCUGGAGCCAACGGUGAUUGAUGAGGUUCGCACUGGUGCCUAUCGCCAGCUGUUCCACCCCGAGCAGCUCAUCACGGGCAAGGAAGAUGCUGCUAACAAUUACGCCCGUGGGCACUACACCAUUGGCAAGGAGCUGAUUGAUCCUGUCUUGGAGAGACUUCGGAAACUGGCUGACCAGUGCACUGGUCUUCAAGGUUUCUUCGUCUUCCACAGCUUUGGUGGUGGCACCGGUUCUGGUUUCACCUCUCUGCUGAUGGAACGUCUCUCCGUCGACUAUGGCAAGAAGUCCAAGCUGGAGUUUUGCAUCUACCCAGCUCCUCAGAUCUCCACGGCUGUGGUAGAGCCCUACAACGCCAUCCUAACCACCCACACCACACUGGAGCACACCGACUGUUCCUUCAUGGUGGACAACGAGGCCAUUUACAACAUCUGCCGCAGAAACCUGGAUAUCGAGCGUCCUGGCUAUGUGAACCUCAACAGGCUGAUUGGUCAGAUUGUGUCAUCGAUAACAGCUUCUCUUCGCUUUGAUGGAGCUCUGAAUGUUGAUCUGACAGAGUUCCAGACCAAUUUGGUGCCUUAUCCCCGAAUCCACUUCCCUUUGGUGACGUACGCUCCUGUGAUCUCGGCUGAGAAAGCUUACCAUGAGCAGCUAAGUGUGGCUGAGAUCACCAGUUCCUGCUUCGAGCCAGGCAACCAGAUGGUGAAGUGUGACCCUCGCCAUGGCAAGUACAUGGCUUGUUGUCUGCUUUACCGAGGUGACGUGGUGCCAAAAGAUGUCAACGCUGCCAUUGCAGCCAUCAAGACCAGGCGUAGCAUUCAGUUUGUUGACUGGUGCCCCACUGGCUUCAAGGUUGGCAUCAACUACCAGCCUCCCACUGUGGUGCCCGGUGGUGACCUGGCCAAGGUGCAGCGUGCAGUCUGUAUGCUGAGCAACACCACCGCCAUUGCCGAAGCCUGGGCUCGCCUUGACCACAAGUUUGACCUGAUGUAUGCCAAGCGCGCCUUUGUGCAUUGGUAUGUGGGGGAGGGGAUGGAGGAGGGGGAGUUCUCUGAGGCCCGGGAAGACAUGGCAGCCUUGGAGAAGGAUUAUGAAGAGGUCUGUGCUGACUCUACAGCAGAUGAUAAUGACGGAGAGGAAUACUGAAUUCCAUCCAUUCACGGGCAGAUCUUUCCUCUUAACGCUCUACAUAAAUUAAAUUUCAAAGAAGCCACGUCACUGUUGAGAACCUAAUGUGUUUUCCACUUGAAUUAAUCAUUCUCCAAGAAGUUGAAAAUGUUGAACACGUUAGGCUGAUAUGUUUGGCAAAUUUAAUUGGAAACACAUCUGUUUUUAUCUAAUGAAAGUAAUGGCUGCAUUGACAAUAUCUUUGAUGUUCCUCAUUGAAAUCAAGUAUACUGUUACACAGGACAUGGUGCCUCGUGAUAUGCUAAAUGUUCCAUUUUGUAGCCACAGCCUGUAAUUAUCAAGUAAUUUUAUCCCUGAGACCAUGACUGCACUUCCACCAUGGGAAUAUGAAUUCACUUUAUGAGAAAUUCCAGAAAUAAGAAUCUGGUAUUGGUAAAAAUGCUUGGAUUGCAAUAAUAAAAUCUAGCAUCUCCAUGUACAGCCUUCAAGGCAGGAAUCUUGGUACUUUCUAUGCACAGGCCUUUUUAUUCCUCUCCUGCCUCCCAUUCAGAUUCAGAUUCAUUAUUUUAUCACGUACAUCGAAACAUACAGUGAAAUCCAUUGUUUGUGUUGAUGACCAGCAAAACCUUAGGAUGUGUUGGGGGCAGCCACAGAUGGCACCACAUAUUCCAGCAUCAAUAUAUCAUGCUGUAGUCUCCUCAAUUAGAUUGUCAGGCUAACUCACACCAUAUUGUGCUCCCGGUGUGGCCUCUGCUAAAUUAUUGAGACUGGAGGCAGAUUGGGGGAUCUCUUUGUCGAGGAUCUCCACUCUGUCCACCAGCCUCUCCCGGUGGUCACCUAUUUCAUCUCCAUAUCAUGUUGGUAAACGGUAAAUCGGUUUAUUAUUAUCAUAUGUACCAAGGCACGUACCAACGCUAUUACACCACCAGGGACCUGGGUACAUUUCUCAUCAUUGUUUGUAGGGAGUUUGUACGUUUUCCCCGUGACCUUGUGAGUUUCCUCUGGGUACUCUGGUUUCCUCCCACAUCCCAAGGAUGUAUGGGUCAGUAAGUUAUGCGGUCACAUGGUGUAACUGGGCAGCGUGGGCUCGUUGGGUUACCAUGUUAUAUCUCUAAAUAAACAACAAUAAAUAACUAUGAUUGAAACAGUUCAUUUUAUCACAUCAGUACUGAGAUGGUACAACAGCAGAACGAAGUGUUGCAGUUGCAAAGACAGUGCAGUGCGUGCAGUUCAGGUAGACAAUAAGGUGCAACGUUGUACUGAGAAAGAUUGUGAGGUCAUAGUACAGACCCUUUGGCCCAUGAUGUUGUGCUGAUCUAUUUAAACUUAUUGCAUGAUCGAUCUAUCCCUUCCCUCCUACACAGCCUAAAGCCCUCUACAUCCAUGUGCCAAUCUAAGAGUCUCCUAAAUACCCUAUUGUAUCAGUCUCCACCAUCACCCCCGGCAGUGCAUUCUGGACAGCUGCCACUCUCUGUGUACAAACCUUUCCUCUGACACACCCCUUGAAAUUUCACCU